CGCAGCUAGAGGACGCAGGAGAGAGUAGCAAGCGUCAAGCAAGGCAAGUCAUAUCUUUUUUUUCUCCUUUGCUUUGUCCGGCCUCCUGCCGCCACCGUCCAGGACAGACAGACGCAAGGGGCUUCAUUUCCUGCCUAUCUUCCGCAUCCCAGCACAGCCCUAUCCUCCUUGUUCCUAGCGGUCUAGACUCCUUGCUGGCAGCUUGCGACGCAGCUCACCCACCCCGCAGCUGGGUUGGGCUGUUGAUCCGCCGCCUUCCAUCAACAACCCGCCCCUCCCUCCAUCUUCCCACUUAUUCCUUGUGCGCCGCCCCCGAAUCUGCGGUCCUAGUGCCCGUUUUCUCGUCACUUGUCCCCAAAGGCUCCUAUAAAUAAAUUCUCGCUCCUCCCGCCGUGCGUCAUCGCGCGCGCGCCGUUCCUUCUCGUUGCCGUAACUGUACCUGCAUUCGCCCAGAGACAGCAAGACACAGCCAUGGAGAACCGCUCAAGAGGCAUCUCGGAGGAGGAGCUCUUCCUGAGCCACCCCGCUCGCCAGGACGGCGACAGCCCGACCGUGGAGCCGUUGCGUAUCUUCAAGCCACAGAGCCCCAAGCCCCAGGCCGAUGCUUCGGGCCGUUUCAAGUACCCGCGGCCGCCCUCGCCGGCCUCGUCGUCUUCAUCCCACCACUCCAAGCCGUCCUUCCCCCUGCCCCCGGGCGCAUCGAGUUCUGCCGCGCCGCUGCCGUACCCUGACGACGAGGACUUGCGCCCGUCCAAGCCCUCGCAUGCCCCACGCCCUCCCUACCCCUCGGACAGCGUGCGUAGACCCUCCAACAACAGGGUUCAGACGAGCAGUCCGGCCAACUCCGCCGGGAGCUACAACGACACCUCGCCGCGCCUGAAUCUCAGCACAGGCGUCGAGAAGAAGCCCGGGCUUGCCGAGCGCCGCGGCACCGCACCAACAGCACUCUCGCCCACGAGUGAUGAUGGCGAUAAGGACAAUCUUUUUGCGCAGCCUAUACCCCAGCCCAAGCCGCAGCAGGCGCAACAGGCCCAACCCAAGCCACACUAUCCGCAACCAAAGAUCUCUACUAGCUACCAGAACAAGCCGUACUAUCCCUCACCUGCUGGUAGUUCCUCAAGCCCUGCCCCAGCCAACAAUGUGAAGCGCCACGAGUCGCCCACAGACUCACUUGGCAUGCCACAGGAAAGUAGCGUGAGCCGCUUCGCCUCGACGGCCUCCACAUCGACCACCCGCGCUAGCCGGGGCUCACCUCCUCCUCCCGAAACCCCCGUCGUUGAGCCGGGUGUCCGUCCUGGCGAUGGCAUCGAGGCUCGGUACGCCGCCUCUGGCAUUUCGGGCGCCGCUACCCUGACCGGUCUACAGGCUCAGCAGCUGCAGAGCUCAGCAGCGUCGCAACGCCUUGCCCAGUAUGGCGGCCAGCCUCCUCCACAGCGCCCUUGGACGCCCACCGAGACCCCAGACCAGCAACCCCAUGGACCUCCGACCGUCUAUCAAGGGUCCGAUCGGGUCAACGAGGCGCCUCAGCAGGCUACUGGCCCCGCACAGGCGAACCAGGGGCAGCAGGGAAGCCUUCAAGUUAGCAUCUUGGAGCAGGACUUCGCUCGUAUGCAAGCAUCUACUCCUCCUCCAGCCUAUACCAGUGUCAGCCUUGGAGGCAACUCGUACCCCAACGAGAAGCAGCGACCUGGAGCGCAGCAGCCAACGCCCAAUGCCCAACAGCAGCAGCAGCAGCAGCAGCAGCAGCAAUCACUGUCACAGCAGCAGAGCCAGCAGCAGAGCCAGCAGCAGAGCCAGCAGCAGAACCAGCAGCAACAGUACCACCACCAGCAACUACAACAGCAACAACAACAACAGCAGCAGCAGCAGCAACACCCUGCCUCAUCUGUCGUGGGAACAUCCGCUGCUGCUGCCAUCGCUUUAGGGUCAAAUGCUAGUGCUAGCACUGUGCACGCGCCUGUGGCCCAGAACCAGGAGAAGAAACAGCAACAGCAACAGCAGCAGCAGCAGUAUGCGAACCCGCUCGCAUCACCAGCUCUUCAGCAUCCGGGCCACCCUGCGUUUGCGAACGACCCCAGGCCAGAGAGUAAUGGACAGAACGGCCAACCAUCCAUCGCAAUCUCUCACACACCUUCGGUGCUGCACGCGCAGAACCCGACGUCUCCUCCCCCACUGCCCGAAGGCUGGAUCUCGCACCUCGACCAGAACUCAGGUCAAUACUACUACAUCCACCUUGUAACCCAGGCUACGCAGUGGGAGUUCCCCAAGGGCCCCAACCCGAUCAAUCAUGAGACGGCGCCGCUGUCGCCAACUGCUUCGACUUAUGGAAACCCGCUUGUCUCGCCCUUUGGCCCAAAGCAGGGGAUGGGGUCUCCGGGCCUUUUCCCACCCCAGACGCCAGGCUACGCCGAGAGUAUUAUGAGUGUGGCGGCCUCGGCUGCCCCAACCGCGGGCUUUACGGGACCUCCGCCGAGCUCCGGUGUUGAAAUCUUCAAGGUCGCGCCCACGAACGGAGUGUACUUCGGCCCCUAUCUUCGUUAUGUCAACAUGGACGUCGAGCGGGGGGUUUGGCUGGGCAGCAUCAUGAUUGUCACGGACGCGCCGCAGCCGCCCACUAUUCAUAUCCAUCUGAGCGUCGACCUGUCGCCCAACCCGCGCAUGCUCAGCUCGCAUCCUAUUCACACCCAUCAGCGCUGGACCUUUUACAAGUACGACCUGGAUUUGCAGAUGGGCGAGCAAGGGACCGAGCGCUGGACAUAUGCAGUUACUUCGCACCUGGGGUGCACGAGAUAUGAGUUUGUGGUGGCCGGGCGCCAGGAGCCUAGCUGGCGGUUCAUCGCGCACUCGGGCAACGACUUUGCCGCAUCGACAUCGCAGAACGACAGGGCCAAGCUCGGGGGUGUUGGCUUCAUGUGGAAGGAUGUGCUGCAGCGGAACGUCGACUGCGGCGGUUUCCACGUCCAACUCGGCCUUGGUGACCAGAUAUACGGUGAUAGACUUUGGAAAGAUGUGCCGCUGCUCAAGCAGUGGCUCUCGCUACAGGGGAGAGAGAACCGCAAGACGGCGCAAUGGACGGCGCGUCACGAAGAGGACGUCACCCACGCCUACUUCCACUACUACACCUCGCACUUUGACCAGCCAUUCCUCAGAGAGGCGUUUGCUCAGAUUCCUCACAUUCUGCAGCUUGAUGACCAUGAUAUCUUCGACGGGUUUGGGUCAUAUCCAGACUACAUGCAAUCGUCGCAGAUUUUCAAAAACAUCGGCAGAGUAGCCAUCGAGAUGUACCUGCUUUUCCAGCACCACACAACCGUGGAGAUCAUGCGCAAUGUCAACACCGACAUUGACCUGUUCACCGUCUCGGGCGCCGGAUGGCACUUUGUCAAACAUCUGGGACCCGCCGUGGUGGUCGUCGGUGCCGAUCUAAGGUCGGAGCGGACACAAUCUCGCGUCAUGGCCGGGCCGACAUACCAGGGCAUCUUCCCCAAGGUGGCCAUGCUGCCGCCCAGCGUGCAGCACUGCAUUUGGAUGCUGUCAGUGCCCCCAGUCUACCCGAGGCUCGAUACGGUGGAGAGCCUAGCCAAUACCUUUGCGACGAGCAAGAAGGCGGUCAACGCGACGUACAACAUCGUCGGCAAGUUGACGAGCUCGGUUGCCGGUGUGGUGGGCGGCAAGGAGGUUGUGCAACAUGGCUUCACACACGUCAAGAAGGCUGUAGGGAAGUCGGGCCUCAUGGGCAACGUGCUCAACCAGUUUGGUGACUUCGAUUUUGCCGAGGAGCUCAAGGACCUGUGGACGCACGAGACCAAGGACCUUGAGCGCACAUACCUUAUCCGGACGCUGCAGGGAAUCUCGCAGCAGAAGGGCAUCAGGAUGACUUUUCUUUCGGGAGACGUCAACUGCUGCGGAGCAGGCUUGGUACACGACCCAUCGCACCCAAGCGACCACAAGACAAUGUACCAAAUCAUCACGUCACCCAUCGUGGCGGCGCCGGCCAGAGACUACAUUCUCAAGAUGCUCCACAACUCCAACAAGAUGCUGUACGUUCCCAUGAACGGGCAAAAGUCGACGGGCGAGGUGUCGGACACCAAGGAGGACAUGAUGGAGAUCUUCCAGGUGGACGCAAACGGAACGUCGCGCGAGCUCAAGAAGCUCAUGGGCCGGCGCAACUAUGUUGCCAUUGUCGCCUACGAUCCAGAGUCCAUCCCGGGGACCCAGUACGCCGCCAGCAUCAUGAACGGCGGCCAGCCCCAGCAGCAGCAGGGCCUGUCAAAACUCAGCCUCGCCGUCGACUUUGUCGUCCAGGGCGACAGCAACUUCAACUCGGCGCCCACCAAAUAUGGGCCCGUCAUUGUCCCGCACCUCGAGUACGGCCACUAAAGUACAUGGCCAAGCAGCAUGUCUCCUGUCCGCCUGUCUAUCUGUCGUUUUCUAUUCCGGGCACCGAUUCCUUACAUAUGUCUCUUCUCCGACACUAUUGUUUCCCCUCGUCUCUACUUCCUCGGUCGGAUAGCAGCUCGACGGUCACAUUUUUCGUGCGCAUCCCUUUGUCAUAGCGCGCGGUCGCCUUCCAUCCAUGUGCCGUAUAUAUCCCAUUUACAUCCUGCCAAUUUAUGCCCUGCUAUGCCCCUGUAUUCUCCCCCACGCCGCUUGGAUUGUUUCCAAUGUCUUGUCAUGUCAGAUUCUUGUAGCUAGAAGUGAUUUAGCGAGGCGGAAUUAUACCUGCGUUUGGCUCUUUUAUAAGUAACUUAGUUUAUGACCAGCCAGUCUAUUAUUGGCCCUCGCAUCAUUCAAGUCCUCGGCGCUGUCCUUGUGAAAAUAGUAUUUAGCUCCAAUCUUUCGGUCUUGUUAUCUCC
This is a messenger RNA of Gaeumannomyces tritici R3-111a-1, 4853 nucleotides long. Its product is annotated as Fso1. Gene Ontology annotation, cellular component: membrane. The coding region runs from base 472 to 4377 and encodes 1301 amino acids. The record is from RefSeq and is a predicted model, not a curated record. Lineage: Eukaryota; Fungi; Ascomycota; Sordariomycetes; Magnaporthales; Magnaporthaceae. The transcript is spliced from 3 exons. Gene Ontology annotation, molecular function: protein binding.